This is a messenger RNA of Annulohypoxylon maeteangense, 1457 nucleotides long. RefSeq lists its product as uncharacterized. NCBI's taxonomy places the organism in Eukaryota, Fungi, Ascomycota, Sordariomycetes, Xylariales, Hypoxylaceae. The coding region runs from base 507 to 1439 and encodes 310 amino acids. The record is from RefSeq and is a predicted model, not a curated record. The transcript has a single exon. Gene Ontology annotation, molecular function: protein dimerization activity.
GAAGAUUUAACAGAGUAGGUACCAUCAGCCCUACCAGGACCCUCCCGGGGUAUAGCUCCACACCGUCCACUGUGAACACCGCCUCAGAUCCCUACUACCGACUCCUCCAACCUACUAGUUAAGCUUAGCUAGCAUAAACUCGACUCCAAGAUUAGGUGGAACAUGUCGUACAAAGAUCAAGGCUACGAUAGUUCUGUUAACGGCCCGCCUUAUGUAACUUCUAGCCGAUCUAGAAUCCUACCAGAUAUAUUUCAAAACCGAAGGUCCGAAAGGGGGCCAUCUGCCAUCUAUUUUUAAGAGGAUUUACUGGUAUUCCUUCCAGCCUUGUCGAUUUCAUAAGCAACUCGGAUGGUGCCGGCAAUGUCCUAAAGAUUUAGACGUAGGACUAUGCGGUAAAUAAAAACGACCUCUCCAGACUCUACUCUCGUCUUGUUGGUGGUCGACACACUACCUCUUUCAACUACGUGAGAAUCGAAAAGCGGACGCUGCCUUUGUCUACUACCUAGAUGGUAUCAUCGGAACAGCUAUCAUCAACAUUCAUGUCUGACGACACUUAUUACAGGAGCCAGCCGGCAUCCUCAGAAGGACAUCAUGUCACGUACAGUUCUUAUCAAAAUAUUGUACCCAACAGGACUCCAGAGAGCCUGCUUGGUUUCCAGGGACAGUCACUUCCCCCUGCUCCGGUCCCGAGCCACCCACAUUAUAUCAUGAGCAACCAUAAUCCAACAGACGUAAAUACUGGAUCACCUAGCGGGCCACAUUUCACUACACAUGCCGCGGACUCCUUUGGACUUUCAUAUUACCAGGCAGUAGGACAGGAGCCCAGGACCGUCGACACUGCAGAUACAUAUCAUCACGCUUACCCUCAAGGCUACGGACCAGUUAUGGCAAGCCCCCCCAUCUCAACAAUAUCGACCGGAUCUGCCCAUAGAAAACACAAACAUUCUUCGCGAUCAAAGAAGUCAAGACAGCAGCAAGUCCUCUCACCGGGAAGCACAUCUUCGGCAUCGAACUCAAGCAAAUCACGACUUCGCAGUGCGUCUCGUACUAGCAAAAAUACACAUCACAACCCCCCGGCGACGUUAGAGGAGCAAAAGAGCCGAGACACCCACAACCAGGUGGAAAAACAGUACCGAAACAGACUGAAUGCCCACUUCGAAAGCCUUUUAGAGGCACUUCCGGAGACUAUGCAGGCUGGCGAGGGCGAGGAUGAAGGAGAACCUAUGGACUUAUCUGACCGUAGAGUGAGCAAGGCGGAAGUGCUGGACAUGGCUCGGCGGCAUAUCCAAACUCUCGAGCGUGAAUGUGCGGCACUGGAAGGAGAAAGGAAUGAGCUCAGGAACAAUAUGGAAAGGCUACGGUGGUUAUUCGGACGGUGCGAAGGUGGCGAUGGCUUCAAUCCUCAGGUGAGUUUCCAAGACCCUGGAGGAUUACCAUGAUUACGAAUUGGAAAGGGG